Poeciliopsis prolifica (blackstripe livebearer) is the source of this 761-nucleotide messenger RNA. Its product is annotated as gamma-crystallin S-like. Gene Ontology annotation, molecular function: structural constituent of eye lens. The transcript has 3 exons. Lineage: Eukaryota; Metazoa; Chordata; Actinopteri; Cyprinodontiformes; Poeciliidae. The record is from RefSeq and is a predicted model, not a curated record. Gene Ontology annotation, biological process: visual perception; lens development in camera-type eye. The coding region runs from base 92 to 616 and encodes 174 amino acids.
GGCCAGUCGACACCGAGACCUCAGGGGAUCCACCAGCAUCACCAAGGCUCAGCUUCACCAAGGCUCAGCUUCCCCAAACAAUAUACCCAAAAUGGGCAGGAUUACCUUCUACGAGGACAAGAACUUUCAGGGUCGUCGUUAUGAGUGUGACAGUGACUGCUCAGAUUUCCACACAUACCUGAGCCACUGCAACUCCAUCCGAGUGGAGAGUGGGGCCUGGGUGGUGUAUGAGAGGCCUAACUACAUGGGUUACCAAUACGUCCUGACCAGAGGGGAGUACCCGGAGUACCAGCGCUGGAUGGGACUCAAUGACCGCCUCAGCUCCUGCAAGAUAGUCCAUUUUACCAGUGGGACCCUGUACAAGAUGCAGCUUUACGAGAAGGCAGACUUUGGCGGCCAGGCCCUGGAGGCCACCGAGGACUGCCCCUCGCUCCUGGAGAAGUUCCGCUGGAGAGAGGUCAACUCCUGCAAGGUCUUUGAUGGCUGGUGGGUUUUCUACGAGCGUCAAAACUACACCGGGAGGCAGUACUUCCUAGAGAAGGGAGAGUACCGUAAGCCCGGUGACUGGGGUGCCGUCAGUCCUUUGGUGCAGUCUUUCAGGCGCUUCACAGAAUGAUUAAAACUUAAUCCAAAUUGUCCCAAGUACCAUAAAUGAGGUAAAUCAGAGGCAUUAGCUGCUGAUUUACCUCAGCUAAUUAUGUCAUACUUCCAACAAGCUGUGGUUUUGAACUGAGGUCUUAUAAAUAAAACUAUUAACAGAA